CCUUUAUUCCCAUGACUUCCCCUCCUCAUUUACCACCAUCCUCUAUCAUGGCGUCCACCGAGCCUGUCAUCGACAAUCCCACUGAGCCUUCUAUCAAGCUUCUAACUGGGGUCCCAGCUGAGACUUACACUGCGAAUCCCACCGCAUCUCCCACCGAGCCUGCCAAAGACCUCGUCUCCGAGACCCCUACCGAGGCUUCUUGUGAGAGUUGCACUGAACAUACUACUGAGGCUUCCGUCAAACCUGUCAGCAUGCCAGCCCCUGCAACUUCUACUGAGACAACCGAGUCUUCCACCCGCACUACCGAUGAUCCCGUCUCCGAGUCCUCUACCAAAACUACCAUCGAGCUUUCUACUGAGAGUUGCACUUCGCCUGCCACUGAGUCUUGCGAUGAACCUGUCAACAUAACCACCACCGGGACAGCUCCUGAGCCUACAGCCGAGUCUCUCACCCAGCCUGCCAGUGUCACCAUCUCUGAGACUUUCAUCAAGUCUUCAACCGAGCCAUCAUCCGAGCCUAGUGGUGAAGCUUCAACUAAUAACGCCCCAAGCGAGACCUCCAAGCAGUCUGGCAGCGAGAAGAUCAUGGCAUACGAACCUGAGGACACUCCCAAACAUCGGGCAGAAAUGGAAGAGCUACGUGCGAGUGGUAUGCUCACUAAGCGCUCCACCGUACCUUGCUCCGCAUGCUCUUUCAGUCCUGAACGACAGAGGUGCUGCAACUACGAGAGUCAUGUCAAGAUCUUCUACGAAGCUGGCGAUCGCGGCGUUUGGGCCUUGGGCUCCGACCUUAUCCUCAAGGACCGUGGCCCUAGUUGUCCGACCGAUGAAAACGCAAACAUUCGUUUCGUGAAGAAGAACACCACCAUUCCUGUUCCUACUGUGAUCGCGCAUCACCAGGAAAGUGACGGUCACGCUUUGACUGUCAUGAAUCGCGUUCCUGGAGAAAACCUCAGUGAGGCUUGGUCUAAGCUAACCGACAACCAGAAAGAGAACAUAGCGAAGCAGACUGCCGAGUAUCUCCUCCAGCUCCGCUCCCUCCAAUCUGAUCGUGUCGAAGGAGUAGACGGCCGCCCUGUCUACGAUGGCUGGUUGUACAAGGAAAAGGGUCGCCAUAAUGCUCCAUGUCCUCCUAUGAUGUCUGAUGACGAAGUGUGGAAUGGGUUGGCGGUCCAUCUGGAUCCAGCCGUUUCCGAGUCAGCCCGCCGCCAGCUUCGACGCUACAUGCCACCCACUCAACCUUUUACCUUCACCCACAAUGAUCUUACCCACGUCAACAUCAUGGUGCAGAGUGGUGAGGUGGUGGCAAUCAUUGAUUGGGAGAGAGCCGGCUUCUUUCCUGUUUGGUGGGAGUAUGUUUGUACAAUGGCAACUCAUGCAGGGAAAGAAGACUUUGAAUGGAGCAAGCUACUGCGCAAGCACAUGCCCGAGAUGGACGAUGCUCAUGACUUUUUCCUGUACUACUAUCAUCUGUGCGUCGACAUGGAGAGUGAUGCAGCAAAGAAGUUCAUUGCCAUGUCCGAAGAGUAUGACUCUGAAAAGGAUGAGUCUGAGGAGGAUGAGUCCAAAGAGAUUAAGUCGUGAGAUUUGUAGUCUCUAACGGAUGUUCUAGGUUCCUGCCUGUUCUACUUAUAUCCUUUGCUUGCUGUCACAAAUGCACAAGGCGUUUCCUAUGAUCACGUCAUGUUAUGUAUCUACUAUGACCAAUUUGCU
This is a messenger RNA of Aspergillus fijiensis CBS 313.89, 1712 nucleotides long. RefSeq names its product kinase-like protein. The transcript has a single exon. The record is from RefSeq and is a predicted model, not a curated record. The coding region runs from base 48 to 1583 and encodes 511 amino acids. NCBI's taxonomy places the organism in Eukaryota, Fungi, Ascomycota, Eurotiomycetes, Eurotiales, Aspergillaceae.